AUGCCUCCUAGACGGUCGCACAAAAAGUCGCGCGCGGGUUGUCGGCGGUGUAAAAAUCGCAAGAUUAAGUGCGAUGAAGUCCAUCCGCGCUGCGGAAAUUGCUCCAAACAUGGCGUCAUGUGCGAUUUCGAGAGCCGCCAAGUGCUCGAUGAACUACAUACGCUUCCCACCCCUACCACCAGAAGUCCCCAGGCGCCUGUAUCCGCGCCGGCUUCAGUGAGUCCGAGACCCAUGACGGCGACGGCGACUACGAUUGCGACUACGGCAGCACCAUCGACGAAUAUUAUGUCCAUGUACGAUAAUCGUCGAAUAUCUCCUUCGCGGCUCUCCCCCCCUAGUACCGUCUCAACGCCAUCGCUCACGCUACCAUCCGUCCCCAUCAUCACAUCCAUGACCAAGCAAGGGGAUAGGCUCCUGGAGUUUCAACUAUGGCAUCAAUACAUCACCAGCACCUCCAAGACUCUCGUCAUGAAUUCUCCCGCCAGUACAGACAUCUGGCAGAAGGAUGUCCCACGCUUCGCGCUCGAAGGAAGGACCUACUUGAUUGACGCAGUUCUCUCUGUAGCUGCUCUCCAUUUACGCUUCAAGAACCCCGACGACAGGGUCAUGAUUGAGGCCUCUCAUGCAUAUUCUGCGUCUACCUUGGCGGAAUAUUGCCGCUCGUUAAACAAGGGCAUCACGGCAGAAAACGCGGAUGCCCUAUUUCUCACUUCAUGUCUCAUUGCUUUCCAGGCGACUGCAUCUCGGCUCUUUGUUAAGGAAGAUGGCGACCCAUCGGACCUAAGUGAACCACAUCGCCGAUACGCACUACCUCUUUCUUGGUUCCACGCUUUCCAAGGUGUCAAGACUAUCGUGGCUACGUCGUGGCAGUGGAUUCGCCACAGCGCCACGGUCAAGGUCGUUAUUGACUCCCAGCCAGGCUUCAUGCUUGAUUUGAAUCCUUUGGGCCCUGAAUCCUUCUUUGGCCAUCUUCUCGACGACUUGGAUGAAGAGCUGGAACAAGAAGACGAAGCCAACAGAGCGGCAACCAAUCAGGGAUACUUCCAUGCUGUUUGCGUUCUCAACUGGGCCCACAAGAACCAGUACGCUCCCUCCGCAUUAGCCCUUCCAUCAACCGUUUCAAGGCGUUACGUCGAGCUCGUUGAGGCUAAGCGACCCCGUGCCCUCGCCAUUCUAGCCUGUUUCUUCGCGUUACUCAAACGUAUGGAUAACGUAUGGUGGUUGGAUGACGUUGCCCGCCGAGAGGUCAUGGGUCUCGUGAGUCUGUUUGAGACGGGUUCGAAAUGGUGGAGGCACCUUGAAUGGCCCAUCCGUAUUGCUCUAUGGGAUGGUGAAGCUGACGCCAUCCCGGCUGACAUAUGGGGCGUGGAGCGCAAGGAGAACCCUCCUGUAGACACAAACAUCUCAGCCGCGGAGUCGAUACUGAACCACAUUGAUCUCAUGGCCAAGAUGAUGGACAGCACCCAAGGACCGCAGUCAAUAGAGUCGAUACCUGUGAUCGGUGAUUUGGAUGGCUUGGUACCUCCGCCUCUGGACUAG
Trichoderma virens Gv29-8 is the source of this 1539-nucleotide messenger RNA. RefSeq lists its product as uncharacterized. Gene Ontology annotation, molecular function: zinc ion binding; DNA-binding transcription factor activity, RNA polymerase II-specific. The coding region runs from base 1 to 1539 and encodes 512 amino acids. The transcript is spliced from 2 exons. Lineage: Eukaryota; Fungi; Ascomycota; Sordariomycetes; Hypocreales; Hypocreaceae. The record is from RefSeq and is a predicted model, not a curated record. Gene Ontology annotation, biological process: regulation of transcription by RNA polymerase II.